GGCCGCCGCCGGGACCCGGCCCGCCGCCCAGGCCGCCACCGCCGCCGCCGCCGCCGGGGCGGGGAGGGGGCACCGCCGGCUCCGCCAUGGUGAAGAAACGGAAAGGCCGUGUCCUUAUCGACUCCGACACCGAGGACAGCGGCAGCGAGGAGAACCUGGACCAGGAGCUCCUGUCAUUGGCCAAACGGAAACGCAGUGACUCUGAAGAAAAGGAGCCACCUGUGAGCAAACCUACAGCAUCUUCGGACUCUGAGACAUCAGACAGCGAUGAUGAGUGGACUGUUGGAGGUUCUAAAAACAAAAAAAAGGGAAAAGCGGGUAAGGCAGAGAAGAAAGGAGCCAUGAAGAGACAGAUGAACAAAGCUGCCUCUUCUGGCAGCUCGGAUAAAGACAGCUCGGCUGAGAGCUCGGCGCCUGAAGAGGGAGAAGUCUCUGACUCAGAAAGCAACAGCUCCUCAUCUAGCUCAGAUUCAGAUUCUUCAUCUGAAGAUGAGGAGUUCCAUGAUGGCUAUGGAGAAGACCUGAUGGGUGAUGAAGAAGACCGAGCUCGACUGGAACAAAUGACGGAAAAGGAGAGAGAGCAGGAACUGUUUAACCGGAUAGAGAAGAGAGAAGUGCUGAAGAGAAGAUUUGAAAUCAAGAAAAAACUAAAAACAGCAAAAAAGAAAGAAAAGAAAGAGAAAAAGAAAAAGCAAGAGGAAGAGCAGGAGAAGAAAAAACUCACACAGAUCCAGGAAUCCCAGGUCAUGUCACAUAACAAAGAGCGGAGAUCAAAGCGGGAUGAAAAGCUAGACAAGAAAUCUCAGGCAAUGGAGGAGCUAAAAGCAGAAAGAGAGAAAAGGAAGAACAGAACAGCUGAAUUGCUUGCAAAAAAACAGCCAUUAAAAACUAGUGAAGUAUACUCUGAUGAUGAAGAGGAGGAGGAGGAUGAUAAGUCUAGUGAGAAAAGUGAUCGCUCAUCCAGAUCGUCAUCCUCUGAUGAAGAGGAAGAGAAAGAAGAAAUUCCUCCCAAGUCCCAGCCGGUGUCCUUGCCUGAAGAACUGAACCGGGUACGGUUGUCGCGGCACAAGCUGGAGCGCUGGUGUCACAUGCCCUUCUUUGCCAAGACAGUCACUGGCUGCUUCGUGCGUAUUGGCAUCGGCAAUCACAACAGUAAACCUGUUUACCGGGUUGCUGAAAUAACUGGUGUAGUAGAGACUGCAAAGGUUUACCAGCUCGGUGGCACACGGACAAACAAAGGCCUACAGUUGCGGCAUGGCAAUGAUUCACGUGUGUUUCGCUUGGAGUUUGUCUCAAAUCAGGAAUUUACUGAAAGUGAAUUUAUGAAGUGGAAGGAAGCAAUGUUCUCUGCUGGGAUGCAGCUACCCACACUAGACGAGAUAAACAAGAAGGAAGUGUCCAUCAAAGAAGCCCUCAACUACAAGUUCAAUGAUCAGGACAUUGAAGAGAUUGUGAAAGAGAAGGAAAGGUUCAGAAAAGCACCUCCAAAUUAUGCCAUGAAGAAAACUCAGCUAUUAAAGGAGAAGGCUAUGGCUGAGGAUUUGGGGGACCAAGAUAAGGCCAAGCAGAUUCAAGAUCAGCUUAAUGAACUUGAAGAGAGAGCAGAGGCCCUGGAUCGUCAACGAACAAAAAACAUUUCUGCAAUCAGUUACAUCAACCAGAGAAAUAGAGAGUGGAAUAUCGUUGAGUCUGAGAAGGCUCUUGUGGCUGAAAGUCACAGCAUGAAAAACCAACAAAUGGACCCCUUUACUAGGCGGCAGUGCAAGCCCACAAUAGUGUCUAAUUCCAGAGAUCCUGCUGUCCAAGCUGCCAUCCUUGCCCAGCUAAAUGCAAAAUACGGAUCUGGUGUGUUACCAGAUGCUCCAAAGGACAUAAAUAAGGGUCAAGGAAAAGAUAAAGAUGUGAACUCUAAAUCAGCUAGUGACCUCUCAGAAGAUCUUUUCAAAGUGCAUGACUUUGAUGUAAAGAUUGAUCUUCAGGUUCCCAGUUCAGAAUCUAAGGCACUGGCCAUCACCUCCAAGGCUCCUCCAGCAAAAGAUGGUGCCCCUCGGCGAUCGUUGAACUUGGAGGACUACAAAAAGAGACGGGGGCUUAUUUGAGCAUGCCCACUCUGCUGCUUCUGAUCCUGCAUGCUCCAUGAUGAUGUCCUACUUUUUCUUCCUCCCUUUUAAGUUCUCCCUUCUGGGUUGGAGCAGCAAUGGAGCUGGGAAGAGACUCUUUAAAACUGCCAGUCAUCUGUAACAUAAACCAUUCAACUAUUUACUGUAUAGACCUCCCUUCUUGCCCUUUCCUCUGCUCCCCUCACAAAUGUGGAUCUGUGCUAUUUGGGGUUUUCCCAUUUCUUUUAGUUUGAGUUUUGUUUUUAUUUUGUUGAUGCAGCUCGUUGGUCCACUCUGUGUUCAGUAUUAGCCUGAGGUCUGGAUUUCCAUAGGAGUCUCUUGGCAGUCACAGAAUCAGCACUUGGUGAUCUCCCCUUGCAUACCACCACAGGCACAGUGAAUUGGCGCCAAGACCUUUGUGGCUGGAAGGUCAUCUGCACUUUCUCCCUCUUCUUCCUCCUUCAUCCUAGCUUUGGAGAAGGGAAUCUUCAAAAACUGGCCUAGGUUCAAAGUGUAAAUUUUUUUGGGAGGGUUGUGUGACUUUUUUUCAGGUGUUUUUUAUCAUUUUUAAGCUGCAGUACUAUUUGUAUCCGUCUGUCACAGUUCUUUACGGCUGUUUGAAUUUCUACCAGCUGUACUUGAGCAUCUGAAAUUGCAAGAAAGAAACUCAUUAAAUGUGAUUCUUCUUACUAAAA
Onychostruthus taczanowskii (white-rumped snowfinch) is the source of this 2794-nucleotide messenger RNA. RefSeq names its product RTF1 homolog, Paf1/RNA polymerase II complex component (gene RTF1). Bases 87 to 2099 code for a protein of 670 amino acids. The record is from RefSeq and is a predicted model, not a curated record. Gene Ontology annotation, molecular function: RNA polymerase II C-terminal domain phosphoserine binding; DNA binding. Lineage: Eukaryota; Metazoa; Chordata; Aves; Passeriformes; Passeridae. Gene Ontology annotation, cellular component: Cdc73/Paf1 complex. The transcript has 18 exons.